AGCAACUUUUUGGCGUCGAGUUCUAAAAAACACGCUGCAAGCUCUCAUACAAUCACACGGUGUUGCAUUUGCAUUGCUUACUAUACGCAGCGUGAGCUCGCGAGCGCUUGAAGCCUGCAUCACAACAACAACACCAGCUCUCCAGCCCGAGAGCGCCACGCCGCCACCGCGACACGCUAAGGCAGCGACAGACGAUAAAGCAGCGACAGACAAUAAGCAGCGACAGAUAGAGCAGCACACGACGCAAGACCAUGGCCGCCCUCACGGAAAAAUUCAAGCGCGGCGUCGAGGUCGACACGACCUGCGCCACUGCACAACCAGGAGACGGCGCCACGUUCCCGAAGAAGAACGACACGCUGCGCAUGCACUACACCGGAACGCUGGCGAAGGACGGCUCGAAGUUCGACAGUUCGAGGGACCGGGACAAGCCGUUCGAAUUUACGAUCGGCACGGGCCAGGUCAUCAAGGGCUGGGACGAGGGCGUCAUGAAGUUGUCGCUGGGCCAGCGGGCCACUCUAAAAAUAUCGUCGGACUACGGGUACGGCGAGAAGGGCCACCCGCCCGUCAUCCCCGAGGACGCUGAUUUGGUCUUUGACGUCGAGGUGCUGGCGAUCAACGGCAAGAAGGCCUUCUAUACGGCUGAUGAAUUCGACCGCUACGUGACGAAACUAGAAAGCUGGCGCGCGGCGCAGCUCGAGAAGUUCGACGCCAAGGAGGCCUUUCGGGAGAAGAAAACCGCGAAGCACGGCGACCGCGCGGGCUUCGAGGCGUGGCUCGCCGGCGAGGUCGAGAAGAACAAGGGCGCCGUGCGCGUGCGCUGACGAC
Messenger RNA from Pelagomonas calceolata, 825 nucleotides. The record is from the annotation of a GenBank genome assembly. Lineage: Eukaryota; Pelagophyceae; Pelagomonadales; Pelagomonadaceae.